Messenger RNA from Biomphalaria glabrata, 8039 nucleotides. Its product is annotated as inactive phospholipase C-like protein 2. The transcript is spliced from 28 exons. The coding region runs from base 717 to 3686 and encodes 989 amino acids. Gene Ontology annotation, biological process: intracellular signal transduction; lipid metabolic process. Gene Ontology annotation, molecular function: phosphatidylinositol-4,5-bisphosphate phospholipase C activity. The record is from RefSeq and is a predicted model, not a curated record. NCBI's taxonomy places the organism in Eukaryota, Metazoa, Mollusca, Gastropoda, Planorbidae.
UAGAGUGUAAUUCUGAUUCUAACCAAAUUAUUCCCCGUCGAUCGAGUCUAAUGAAUAAGGAUGGAAAAAAGCGAACCAAUACUCGGAAAAAAACUGUGUCGUUUAGCAGUAUGCCUACAGAAAGGAAAAUCGCCACAGGUAAGCAAGUGAAAACAGCUUUGUCAUUUUCCUUUGCUGAAAGGUGAAGCUAUUUCUUGUGAAAUGGUUGAAAAGUACAAGACUUAUUUUAAUACUUUGAAUGUGGAAAUUGAAAGCAAAUUUUAAGACAUCAAAAACUUGGAACAUUUUUCAAUACCCUCAGUUCACCAUUUCGUGCAAAAGCUGAAUCAGCUCCAGAGGACAUACCUCCAAGCAAAUUAUGACCUAAAAAAGAAGUUCAAGUCAGAUCUUCCUCUGGAGUUUUAUGGGUGCCUGAAGUUGUAUUUCCACAAACUUUCACAUUAUUUGGGUCCACAAACAUCUGUGAACUAGUAUUUUCUUGUUUAGAAAUAAAGAGGUGUAAUAAAGUGUUGAUGCUGACUAACUGCAAUUUGAAAGCAGUGACUAGUAAUCUAGUUCCACAUUUCCGGAACAUUAUGCAUGAGUGAAAACAGUUAAAUAUAUUACACAAAGUACAACUGUACAUUUGUGGUGAAAUGUUGUGACCUAAAAGACAUAACAAAAUUAGUUUCAAAAAUUGCUUUUGUUGCAAUGGAAAUUUACAAUAAAGUACAAUUAUGAAGGGAAAGACAUACAUAGUUAACCAUCCUCAAGAUUGUUUAGCAUACAUGCAGAACGGCAGUGAGUUGAUCAAAGUACGCUCCAACAGUCGACAGUAUCAUCGGUUCUUCAGCUUGAGUAAUGACAUGACUGAAAUCAGGUGGCAGCCCACUUCCAAGAAGCCACACAAAGCCCGAAUUGCUGUUUCUUCAAUGAAAGAAAUUCGCCAAGGGAAAACAACGGAAGCUUUACGAAGUAAAGAAAUAGCUGGAGUCUAUCCCGAUGAAUGUGCUUUCUCCAUUCUUUUUGGGGAGGAAUUUGACUCUAUGGAUCUGAUAGCUACUACACCUGACGAAGCCAAUAUUUGGAUUAGCGGCUUGACAUGUCUUCUGAAUGCACGCUCUAAUAGCACCUCACUGGUCAUUGGAGCCAUGCAAAGAAUGAGAGAUACCUGGUUGUUGGAAAUGUUUGAGUCAGCCUCACCAGAUGAUGGUACUUUAGAAGACAACAAAGUGGUCAGUUUAAUGAAGAAAAUGAAUACUACCAUAACCACAUCUCUUAUCUCUCAGAAACUCAAGGAAUUGGAAAUAAAAAGAGCUGAUGGUAAAAGAGGUCGUCUAAGUAGUGAAGAAUUUAUAUCUUUAUUUAAAGAGAUCUCAACGCGGCCUGAGAUUUAUUUCCUGCUGGUCAGGUAUUCAAGCAAUGCUGAUUUUAUGUCUACAGAGGAUUUAUUGCUUUUUUUAGAAGCUGAACAAGGAAUGCACAGAGUUUCUAAAGACAAUUGUUUAGAAAUCAUUGAAAGAUUUGAACCAACUAAAGAAGGUCGACAGAAAAGUCAGUUAGGUAUAGAUGGUUUCACUGCUUAUCUUUUGUCAGAGAAAUGUGAUUUAUUUGAUCCUGAACAUUUGACUGUAUGUCAAGACAUGACACAUCCACUUAGCCAUUAUUUCAUUGCUAGUUCUCACAAUACAUAUUUAUUAGAAGAUCAACUGAAAGGUCCAUCUAGUGUUGAAGGCUAUAUUCGAGCACUUAAAAAAGGAUGUCGAUGUUUAGACUUGGACUGCUGGGAUGGAGCCAAUGAUGAGCCAGUCAUCUAUCAUGGCCACACACUCACUUCUAAGAUCUCUUUUAAGGCAGUCAUUGAGGCCAUCAAUGAGUACGCUUUUAUUGCUUCAAAGUACCCUGUGAUACUGUCUAUUGAGAACCAUUGUAAUAUAAAACAACAACAAAUAAUGGCUCAUUACAUGAAAACAAUAUUUGGAGAUCAACUUUUUACAGACAAUAUAGAUACCAAUAGGACAACACUACCUUCGCCUGACUUUUUCAAAGGAAAAAUUCUUAUUAAAGGUAAGAAACUUCCCUUGAACUUUGAAGGCAGUGAAGGUUAUGUAACAGAUGAGGAUGAAGGAGCUGAGCCUGAAAAGAAAAAGAACAUUAAAAGAGAAGGCUCUAUAAAAAAACAUAAGUUGACCAAAGAUUUAUCUGAUCUUGUCUCCUAUUGCGUUUCAAAAAGAUUUGAGGAUUUUCAAACUUCUCAACAAAAUCAAAAAUGUUGGGAGCUAAAUUCAUUGAGUGAAUCAUAUGCUUUGAAACUGGCUAUGUCAUGUCCUGAGGACUUUGUCAAUCAUAACAAAAAGUUUAUCUCACGGAUCUAUCCCAAUGGCAUGAGAGUAGAUUCCAGUAACUACAAUCCUCAAGAUCUCUGGAACUGUGGCUGUCAUAUGGUUGCACUUAACUAUCAGACUGCUGGUUUAAUGAUGGAUUUAUAUCAUGGAUGGUUUCAAAAGAAUGGUGGAUGUGGUUACAUACUAAAGCCAGCCAUCAUGAGAGAGGAAAUCGCUUAUUUCAGUGCCAACACUAAAGAUGUAAUACCAGGUGUUUCCCCACAGAUAUUACAUAUCAAGAUUAUAAGUGGUCAGAAUUUUCCAAAGCCAAAAGGAUCAGCAGCUAAAGGAGAUGUGACUGACCCCUAUGUAACUAUUGAAGUAUUUGGUAUACCAGCUGACUGUGCUGAGGAAAGAACAAAGACUGUACCACAUAAUGGCUAUAAUCCAAUAUUUGAUGAAAGCUUUGAAUUCCAAAUCAAUUUGCCUGAAGUAGCCUUGGUCAGAUUUGCAGUCCUAGAUGAUGACUAUAUAGGCGAUGAAUUUAUUGGACAGUAUACAAUACCAUUUGAAUGUAUGCAGACAGGGUAUCGUCACAUUCAGCUGUUAUCCAACACAGGCAGUCCCAUGGAGAAUUGUACAUUGUUUCUUCAUGUUGCUAUCACUAAUAAAAGAGGAGGUGGGAAAGUGAAUAAAAGAGGACUAGCAGUUAAAAAAAGUAAGAGGUCACGUGAGUCAAUUGGAAUGAAAACAGUUGGAGUCAAAAGUAUUGAUGAGACAUUUAAGACUGCUGCUCAACCUCUCCGAGAUGGAAGUGACCUUCGUGAAAACCUUCACUUUGCUUUGUCCACCUUUAAAGAUGCUUGUUGUUUAGCUCCUAUAGCCAACUUGAAGCAAUGUAUACGGCUGCUAUCUUCAAGGAUAGCUAACUCAGGGGAGUCUGUCACAUUGUCAUACACAUUAAAAGGGGAGUUUCCACAUUUGGAGGCACAUGGAACUGUUCCAGAAAUAUUUAAAAAAUCACUUUCAUCUUUUGAUGAUUUAAUAAAUGAAUGCAAGAAUGUACUAGAAAAUGCUGACAUCAUCUAUGAUAAGCUUUUUAACUGUCAGAAAUCUGGUCUUGAAUGGCAUGAAGAUUUGGACAAUGUGUGUCAACAAACUGGGCUGAAAGGGAAAAAGUUAUCUAAGGCAACUGAAAAUUUUGCUUGGAAUAUUAGAGUCCUAAAAGGGCAGGCUGACCUUGUAAUUCAAGCUAAGAAAGAUUGUCAGGAGUAUCUGCGACAGAUCAAAGAGGUGGCCAUUACAACAGGUCUUGCUAAAGAUGAUAGUAAUACACCUGUGUUGGAGCAGGAAGACAAAUGUCAACUUGAGGAAACAUCCUGAUGAAGAGCUGGCCCAAGGAUAUACAGGACCUUGGAAGGAAGAGAAAAGCAAUACCAACUAAAAGGAAGUGACUUUGUUAUUAAACCAUCUACCAUUUUGUCACUCUGUCCAUUGUUAGGAUAGUUUUCACCAGCUUUUAAAAAUAAAUAUGACUUGUUACUCACCUCUUCAUUCUAUUGAAUUGAUCUCUUUUAGGAUGUGUUCAUUACAAUCCAACCUUUUGUUUUGUUCACUAUUAUAUUCAGUUGAUAUUACUAUGUAAGUAUUGAAGCAUCUUUGUGUACAGUUUCAUUAUAAUUUUCUAGAAAAAUAUUGAUCCACUGUGCACUUUUAUUUAUUGAAUUGAACUUAAGCUUUGUGGACUAUACAUAUAAGUGGUAUUAUACACUGGAACUGAAAGUCUACAAGAGUAGUGUGCGAUUUAUACAAUCAAAACAAAAACUCUGUGGACCAUAUACACAGACAUAAUUUUGUUUUGUUGUUUUCUAUUCAGAUUUUUGUUUUAAAACUUCUGAAUAAACCACUCAAGUUUUUGUAAUGAGUCAUUAAGUAUUUAUGUUGUCAAAGUGUAAAGUUAGUUAGUUCAUAGUCAACAUUUCUUAACUUUGAUUCAAUAACUUUCCCCAUCAGACUUCAGUAUUUAAAGAGAUUUGCAUCCUUAGUUUGUCUUCUACUCUUUGUUAACAUUUGGAUUGGUCAGAUAAGUUGACAUUCUUGGUCAGAUAAGUUGACAUUCUUGGUCAGAUAAGUUGACAUUCUUGGUCAGAUAAGUUGACAUUCUUGGUCAGAUAACUUGACAUUCUUGGUCAGAAAAGUUGACAUUCUUGGUCAGAUAAGUUGACAUUCUUGGUCAGAUAAGCUGACAUUUUUGGUCAGAAUAAGCUGACAUUUUUGGUCAGAUUAAGCUGACAUUCUGGGUCAGAUAAAGCUGACAUUCUUGGUCAGAUAAGUUGACAUUCUUGUUCAGAUAAGCUGACAUUCUUGAUCAGAUAAGCUGACAUUUUUGGUCAUUUUAAGCUGACAUUUUUGGUCAGAUUAAGCUGACAUUCUGGGUCAGAUUAAGCUGACAUUCUUGGUCAGAUAAAGCUGACAUUCUUGGUCAGAUAAGUUGACAUUCUUGGUCAGAUAAGUUGACAUUCUUGUUCAGAUAAACUUACAUUCUUGGUCAGAUAAGCUGACAUUUUUGGUCAUUUUAAGCUGACAUUCUUGGUCAGAUAAGUUGACAUUCUUGGUCAGAUAAGUUGACAUUCUUGUUCAGAUAAGCUGACAUUCUUGGUCAGAUAACUUGACAUUCUUGGUCAGAAAAGUUGACAUUCUUGGUCAGAUAAGUUGACAUUCUUGGUCAGAUAAGUUGACAUUCUUGGUCAGAUAAGCUGACAUUUUUGGUCAGAUUAAGCUGACAUUUUUGGUCAGAUUAAGCUGACAUUCUGGGUCAGAUAAAGCUGACAUUCUUGGUCAGAUAAGUUGACAUUCUUGUUCAGAUAAGCUGACAUUCUUGAUCAGAUAAGCUGACAUUUUUGGUCAUUUUAAGCUGACAUUUUUGGUCAGAUUAAGCUGACAUUCUGGGUCAGAUUAAGUUGACAUUCUUGGUCAGAUAAAGCUGACAUUCUUGGUCAGAUAAGUUGACAUUCUUGUUCAGAUAAACUGACAUUCUUGGUCAGAUAAGCUGACAUUUUUGGUCAUUUUAAGCUGACAUUCUUGGUCAGAUAAGUUGACAUUCUUGGUCAGAUAAGUUGACAUUCUUGUUCAGAUAAGCUGACAUUCUUGGUCAGAUAAAGCUGACAUUCUUGGUCAGAUAAGUUGACAUUCUUGGUGAGAUAAGUUGACAUUCUUGUUCAGAUAAGUUGAUAUUCUUGUUCAGAUAAGUUUACAUUCUGGAAGCAAUACAUUCAGAUAGAAACAGUGAUAUGAAGACAUUUGACUGGGAUGGACAAUGUUGUACCACCAAAAUGAACAGAAGAAGAUUUGGAGCAAUUUAGAAAUAAUUAGACAACUAAACACUGUCAAGGACACUUUUAUGAUUUCCUGAUGCUUUAUUCUCAUUCUACAGUGUUCAAUAUUGCACUCAAAUUAUUAUAUGCUUUUUAAAAUCAAGGUUUUCUGUAAAGCAGAUGAAAAUGCUAAUCCACCUACUAAUGAAAAUGUGUCAUGCUAUAGGAUAUUAAUUCUAAGGUUUAAGAUAUUUACAUUAAUUCUGAGGUUUGAGAUAUUUACAUUAAUUCUUAAGUUUAAGAUAUUUACAGUCUUUUGAUCAUUUAAAUGAUCAUCCAUCUAGCUGUAUAAAUUUUUUUUAAAAAUCAAAUAGACCCCUAAUUGCUUUCAUUUUAUGGUGGCACAUAAUAUUAUAACAUUAGUGCCAUAUAUACAUUAUGAUAUGUAAUAUUUUAUUUAAGCAAUGUCUUAUUUUUGGGUUUCUUUUGUAAAUUGUGAUCUGUUGUUUUCAUUUUUCAACUCUUUGGGUUGAUGUAUGCUCAUUUUACUUUUCUGGUCAUUCAAAUGAAUUGAAACCAAAUAGUUCAUGUUCACCUGAAAAUAAAAUGUAUAGUCAAAAGCAUACAUAAGUAAACAAAAAAAUGUGAGCAAUUUUCAUUUCCUGGUACCAAUAGCAGUAUUCACAAAUGAUUUAUUUUCCUUUUAAAAAGGAAUAGUCAUUAAUAACACUGGCAAAUGAUUCCAUAUUUUUUAAAAUCUCUACAUUAAAUUGUACACAAUUGUAUAGUGUAUAUACUUCAUACACCUCCAAAGUAAACACAUUUAGAAUGACUUUUUCUUUUUUGCAUGAAAUGUAAGUAGCAUUUCUUGUAAACAGAACUUGAGCUUAAUAGAAGAUCUUAUACGGUAUCAAUUGAACUUCAUGAUAGGCUCAUUUAAGACAAUUCAUACAAUUUUCAUGUAUCUUUUGGGAAUGUGAGAAGUCUGCUUCAAGAGAAACAUUGUAACUAGGUGUGAACUAUGAACUGAUAAGAGUCCUAAUUUCGAAAGUGGUAGACUACAAUUAAAAUACAGACUAAACAUAACUAAACAACAAUGCUAGUGGAGACAGUGUGUGUGUGUGCAUGCAUGUAUGACUUCCUCAUUCCAGAUCAUUGGAGGAAAUCCUUCCCAGUGGUCUUAGAGUUGUAUAUGGCUCCUGGUGAUGGCUCUGUGCCUAAAUGGACUAUAUAUUAAGUUCCUUUGGGAUAGAGCUAACUGUUCCCCAUGAAGCAAUGUUUUUAGCCUUUCUGAAAAAUUAAUAAAAGGUCAAGGUUGUUAGUAAUAGGUAGCACAUAUUUUAAAAUAAAAUAGUGAUUGCUGUUUCAUUUCAUUAAAACAAAAACGUCUUUGAACAUUUUAGGUUUGUUUGAUAGGUUUGUUUGGUUUCAAUGUUUGUAUGUGUAAAUAGAGUUAGAUACCAUUAUUUUGUACUGAAACUCAGUUUCAAUUAACAUAUGGUUCAUUACUUUUCUAAUGUUUGAAAUGAAUGCAUGUUUAAUGUCAACACACUGAUUGAUUCAGAACCUGGUUUGUUCUUCCCUUUUGUUCAUUGUUUCAAUCAAAUCACUUGUUAGAACUGUAGUGUUUCUUUUUAUUUGAGCAGUCCUAUCUUUUUGACAUGUUUUGGAAUCUGACCAGUGUCAAACUAAUGUCUCCAAACUUUGUGCUGGACACUCUGCUCAAUAUUUGUUUAUUCACGUUAUCAUUUGUUGUCUACAUUGCUCAGCUUAGUUGUUUUUGGUCAGGUUAGAACUGCUUCACAUAUUGAGCAAUAAACAUUGAAUGUAUUUGUUAGUUGUACAGGGAACUCAGUUCAAGGUAUACAAAAGUCUGUUUUAUUUAAUGCUCUUCCAAAACUCAAUGAUGUAUUGAAUAGAUGUAUUGCUAUGUACAGAGAUGUUUGUAUUGCCAUGGCAAUAUUUGUUUCUCUUAGGUUCAGUGGACAUUGAUUUGUGCACAAAUUUUUUUCUUUUUAAUUAAUUUCCUAAAUGUUCACUAACUCCACGUUUUAUUGUUAAUUAGAUAUAUUCGACAAUUUUUAUUUUAUUUUACUAUUUAAUUUAUUAUACCGGUAUAUACAAUGACUUGAAUUUUUAGCUUACAUACUUUUAGCAAUGACCUUCCAUUAAUUAAUAUAUUUAUCACUUUUUAUAAGUCAGUGAUGUUAGACUCACUGCUGUUGUCACCAUAGCAACACUUCAGUUGAUGUGAUUCUGGAAUCCAUCUUUUCAUGGUUAGUUAGCUAGUGUACUCAAAUCUAAUGGUGUGAUAUUGUCUGUCUCAUCUGUUGUCAGUGUUUCAGACAUGCUAUUUAGAUCUAGAUCUCUCUCUGUUCCAUAAUGUUCUCAACACUCGGAAAUAAAACACUACAAAACUUUU